This is a messenger RNA of Bolinopsis microptera, 1243 nucleotides long. RefSeq names its product nitric oxide synthase-interacting protein-like. NCBI's taxonomy places the organism in Eukaryota, Metazoa, Ctenophora, Tentaculata, Lobata, Bolinopsidae. Gene Ontology annotation, cellular component: nucleus. Gene Ontology annotation, molecular function: ubiquitin protein ligase activity. The record is from RefSeq and is a predicted model, not a curated record. The coding region runs from base 12 to 857 and encodes 281 amino acids. The transcript has a single exon.
AACUAUUUCAGAUGACAAGACAUGGAAAAAAUGCAACAGCCAGUGCUGUUUAUUCAUAUCAUGAGCGUAAAAAAGAUACUGCUGAGGGAGAAUAUGGAACACAAUCUGUGACUAUAAGCCGUGAUAGUGCUCGUAAUUUUGAUUGUUGUUGUCUUACGCUUCAACCUUGUAAAGAUCCUGUUGUUACACCUGAUGGAUAUCUAUAUGAGAGAGAAGCAAUCCUCACUAAUCUACUGAAACAGAAGCGGAAAAUAGCUAAACAAGAGAAAGCAUUUUCCAAGCAAUGCAAAGAAAAGUCUGCAAAAUCUGGUAAAGACUUGGAAUCAGAAAGAUUUUUGAAUGCACAAAGCUCAUCGUCUGCAAUAAAAGUUAAUGAACCAGCUACCGCUGUGGAUAAAAGCAAGAAAUUGAACAAUUUCUGGGUGAACAAUCUUCAAGGCCAUGCAACAAAGGAGGAGGUGAGAAAACCAGACCCAAAAACUUACUGUCCCAUCACACAAAAACCUCUUAGACUCAAAGAUUUAGUCACAGUAAAGUUUACUGAGAUGCCUCAAGAUGAACCACUAGCAGGUUCCAGUGCAAUCUGUACAAAAACUCGCUAUAUGUGUCCCAUUACUCAUGAUACACUUGGUAAUGCCAUCACUAGUGUUGUUCUCAGACCUACUGGUAAUGUUAUCACAAUAGACUGCUAUGAAAAACUUGUAAAACCAGACAUGGUCGAGCCACUCUCAGGUCAAAAAUUAAAGGAAAAAGAUGUGAUUAUAUUGAAACGCGGGUCAACAGGUUAUGCUGGGGCUAAAAACACUGGCGAGGAUCUAAUUGCAAAAAAGAAAGGAGCAGUCCUUAUGGCAAACUAGCACUGUAUAUUGCUGAUGUGUUACAAAUCUUUAAAAAUGUAAUAUGAGCUGAAUUUCGAGAUUGAUUGACGUAAGCUUUAUCAGAUUUUAUUAGUUACGCAACUGCUUUAACUUGAUGUUUUGACUGUAGAUGAAAUAAAAUAUUCAUUCAAUUUGAUAGGUAGAAAGAACAUUGGACAUAUAUUGUAUGAUAACAUCAAAUGUUAUCUUAGCGACGUAAUGUUGAGAACAUUAGAGCAUGUGUUAUUACAUAUGCAUCAUUUAUUCAACUAAAGGUUGAAUCUUACCAUUAAAUAAUAGCUUGAAUGAGAUACAUUGGUACUUGGUAUACCGUAUAUUCUUAUUUUAUAUGGUGUGAACAUUUUUCACUAUACAUUAUUUGAAUA